CAUUUCUAGUAAUUUCAUUUUUCACAUGUAAUAACAAAAAUCGCUUUUCCCUUUUCUCUUACAGUCGCACCCUCGCUGUGUGCAAACCCAUUCACCAUGUCGACGAUCAGCAUUUUCGAUCACGAGCUCCCCGACGACACCCACAACCGCUACGACGUGUCGUUCUACUCGGAUCAGAUCCAUACUCUCGUCACGCAAACCCCUUCCAUGGUUGAUGCUUGGCUCUCCGAAAUCUACCAGAUCCAACGGAGCCUCCCCCGCCAAAUCGUCGGCCUCGACGUUGAGUGGCGCCCCAACUUCAGAGCAAACUUCGAGAAUCCCGUCGCCACUUUGCAACUCUGCGUUGACAGUCGCUGCCUCAUCUUCCAAAUAAUGCACGCCCCUUUCAUUCCCACCUCUCUUGUCGACUUUCUGGGCGAUGCCAGUUUCACCUUUGUGGGGGUCGGCAUAGAGAGUGACGCCGAGAAGCUAUUGGAAGAUUAUGGUCUGCGAGUGGCCAAUGCAGUUGAUCUUCAGCGUCUGGCUGCGGAGGAGUUGGGGGUGAGGGAGCUGAGAAAUGCUGGGUUGAAGACCUUGGUCAUGGAGGUGCUCGGAAAGGAGGUUCAGAAGCCGAAAAGAAUUACAAUGAGUAGGUGGGACAAUCAGUGGCUUACUCAUGCUCAGGUGCAGUACGCUUGCCUUGAUUCUUUUCUGUCUUCUGAGAUUGGGAAGUGUUUAAACGCAGCAAACUAGGGUACUUUUGGGAUGUGGGUUUGGGUGGAUUUCAUGGAUGAAAAGGUUUUGGGAUGGUUUUGUAUGUGUGAAUGUUAGUGUGGUCUUUCUUUUGUGGGUUUCAUGAAUAUGGAAUAUGGAACUUAGAUGGUGGGCUUUGGAUUAGUACGGCAGCACUAUAUGUUCCAUUUCUUUUUCUUUCUAGGGAUUAAAAUGUUUGGUAACCUUUCUUUGUCCUUAGAAGGCCGAAUUACGUUUAGAGUUUUGAUUUGUUUGA
Molecule: messenger RNA, 988 nt
Organism: Alnus glutinosa
Lineage: Eukaryota; Viridiplantae; Streptophyta; Magnoliopsida; Fagales; Betulaceae
Product: 3'-5' exonuclease-like
Exons: 1
Coding region: 97-732 (211 amino acids)
Biological process (GO): nucleobase-containing compound metabolic process
Cellular component (GO): cytoplasm; nucleus
Molecular function (GO): 3'-5' exonuclease activity; nucleic acid binding
Source: RefSeq, a predicted model, not a curated record